CCGGCCGGCCGGCGCGGCUGGCACCUGCCCGUGCGCGAGGUGGGCGUCUAUCUCCCGGCCGUGGACGACGUGGGCCGCCAUCUGCAGCAGCUGGAGCCCAUACUCAAUAGCUAUGUUGCGCGAGAGUUUCCACUUCUGCUCACCAACGAAUCAGCUGUCUACAGCUUACCCAGUGUGUACAUCCCAUCUGAAAAGCAACAGGCGUCCGAGGCGGAGCGGGUCGUGUUCGAGCUGCUGCGAGGUCUGCGCGCGCCCAGCCUCGGGCUGCUCUUUUUCCACGGCCGCCACUACGCGGGCAGGUCGGCCAAGCACGCGUCGGGAAGCAGCCUCAUCACGCGCGAGCACGACUACGUGCUGCUGGCCCGCUACGGCGGCAAGUUCUACGUCCUCCUGGUCGAGGUGAAGUCGACGUCGGACAGCCAGUCAGAGAUGCUGAAGACCUCCAACGCCCGCGAAGUGAAGGACCAGAAACGGUCGGCUCUGAACCAGCUGCGGCGACACCGGGAGGUGCUGGCUCAGCAGCUCAACAUUGACGAGGACUUCAUCCCGGGCUUCAUUAUGUGGCCGUUCCUGUGCGGCCGUUCGGUGGACGUGCGGACGAACCAGUCGAACAUGCGCUGGCAGGCGGAGGACUUCCACCUGUUCUGCGACACGCUCGCCUCGGCCGAGCUGUUCCAGCGCUGGUUCGUGCAGCGGCUGGCCUUCACGCCGGACCUGGCGCUGGCCGACUGGAAUAAACUCCUGCACAGGUUUCUGCUGCUUUCGUGCGGCGCCUCGGUGCGCGAGCUGGGCGGUGAGCUGGACGUGGCCAUGAGCCGUGACAUGGACCGCACGGUGGCCAUGCUCUCCGUGACGCAGCACCGGCUGCUGCACACGCGUCCGCAGCCGCUGCAUGUGGACACGGUCCACCCGCUGGUCAUACAGGGCGCCGCCGGCACCGGCAAGACGCUCAUCAUGAUCAAGAAGAUCGAGAUGCUGUACAACACGGGCGAGCUGAGUGCCGAGAGCCGGGCGCUGUUUCUCUGCUACUGGCCGGGCAUUCGCACUGAGGUCAUCCAGCGGCUGCAGAGGCUCGGCAUCAAGCACGUGGUGACGCAGCGCAUCAGCAUCAGCAACGACUGGUUUAUCCGCUGGUGCCGGCAGCAGCGCACCGGCUUCCGGCACGUGUUCGUCGACGAGCUGGAGAGCGUGCUCAUAUCGCCGCUGUGCGCGCAGAUCGUCGACGAGAUCGCGGCGCUCUACGUCGGCAGUGGCGAUGUGGACAUCGCUGGCCGUGUGUCCGGUGAUGGGGGCGAGCAUGCGCCGCCCGUCGCCGAGUCACCGGACGACGCCGAGCCGAUGGAGGUGGACCGUUGCUGCAGCUCCUGCGACACAAUCCGGCGCGUGGCGAGCGGCGGCGGCUUCUGCGAGCCGGCGCUCGAGGCGGCGCCCGGGCCGGUGCCAACCGCCGCCGCCGUCGGCCACUUCUGGGUGUCGGUGGACGAGAACCAGCGCACGGUGCCGGCCGUGUUCCGGAGCGUGCACAUCCCGCCCGAGCCGCACCUGCGGCUCACCAGCGUCUACCGCAGCACGCGCAACGUGUUCAACUUGUUCCGCCGGCUGUGUGACUGCGCAGCGGACCUGAGCGUGGCGCAUGCCGUCGACGGGCCGCCCGUGUUCUGGGUGGACCUGGCCGCCUUCGGGGACUGCACCACCGCCGUGGCCGCGCUCGUGGUCGACCUCACCGGCGCCAAGGGCUUCCUGCCGGGCGACAUCUGCGUCAUGCCCUUCUUCGACGACAACAGCGUGGACGUGGACGCGCUGAACGAGCAGCUGCGCGCGUGCUACCAGCCCGGCAGCCUGGUGCCGCAGGCGGUGCGUGGCGUGGAGGCGCUGCUGGAGUCUCGAUUGCGCUCGCUCUUCUGCAUCACCUGGCUGCUGCGCAUGAAGGGGCUCGAGUGUCCUGUGGUGGUGCUCGUCCUGCCGGCGGAUGAUGUGGACAUGACGGACGUGCUGGACCAGCGCAAGCUGUACACCAUGAUGUCGCGCUGCACGUGUCUGCUGCUGCUGCUGACCGAGGCGGAGGUGGUGGCGCAGCUCGAUCCCUCGGGCGGCGUCAAACAGUACUGUUUCAGUGACGUCACGCUGUCGGGCCGCAAUAGCUGAUCAGGGCGCGCGCAAUCCUCUGUGUCAGUGAAGUCACUCGAGCUGUGGCCUUACUGCGGAUGGUCUUGUUUGGCUUGUUGGCCUGUUCCCUGCAUUGUUACCAUGUCGUGGCAUGCGGCGUUUCGUUGUGACUGUAUGUGCUCUGGAGGUGUUUUUUACGGUGUUGUACUGGUUUUGACAGAUGCGCCACUUGUGGACUGCGUCAAAGACCGCUCUAUGCCUGGACUUGGUACCCACGGACAAGUAUUUUAAGAAUAAUGACAGCUGCGCAGCGGACUGCGAUUUCAGUCCUCUCCAAAGCCGGUGGUUCCGUCCCCUUCAACCGCUCGAUGUCUGCCCUCCCCAAGGCCGAUGGGCAGGGUGUGAGAGACAGAUGGAUUGUAGUCUUGAGGCGCAGUGACACCCACCGGAACCCUGACGACCUCGGAGUGUGCGAGCUUCAUUUUCGGCUGGAGGACUUCUACGACCAGAGGAGCGCCUUUAGAAAGCUGGCGCGAGGCUCAGAAGUGAACCGUUGUCCCCUCUGCUUUCCACUGCCACCUGAAAUAAGCAAAAUGUUCCCCGGAUAAAUGCUAGCGCAUGUACGAAAGCACAGAAGCCCUUCAAAAAGGCUGGGGAUGGCAAGGCACCGGGCGUUUAUGCUCUCCGAAAGACCCCGUAGGCUGAGGAACACGCAGGCAAUGCGUAUGCCUGCGGCAAACACACACAACGUUCACAUGAGUUGUCAUUCAUCUACGACGCUCGCCUGGCGUAAGCAACUUUGUGCCAUGUACGGCGUGAUCGCACAACCACUUCCCAAAAUACAAGGGUAGAUAUCGGGCGUGUUGUCGAUACCGGU
Molecule: messenger RNA, 2983 nt
Organism: Pollicipes pollicipes
Lineage: Eukaryota; Metazoa; Arthropoda; Thecostraca; Pollicipedomorpha; Pollicipedidae
Exons: 9
Source: RefSeq, a predicted model, not a curated record